GCGUACGUGCAGCAACCGACUCCGCCCAGCGAGGCGGAGCCUAGGGAAGCCGCGGGCGGCCGGCCGCGGUCCGGGAGCUGUUGCUGCUGCUGCGGCGGCUGCACCGGCGGCACCGAGGCCGAGAUCGAGGUCGGGGUGCGCGCUUAGCAAACGUGCCCUAUCCGUGCGGCUUGGCUGCGCCAGCCCUUGCGGCCACCCGGGCGUCUAGGCGGGUCUGUACGCCGCCCCGGCGAGGAUGCGGCUGUUCCGGUGGCUGCUGAAGCAGCCGGUGCCCAAGCAGAUCGAGCGCUACUCGCGCUUCUCGCCGUCGCCGCUCUCCAUCAAACAGUUCCUGGACUUCGGGAGAGAUAAUGCAUGUGAGAAAACUUCAUAUAUGUUUCUACGAAAGGAACUUCCUGUGCGGCUGGCUAACACAAUGAGAGAAGUUAAUCUUCUGCCGGAUAAUUUACUUAACCGCCCUUCAGUGGGAUUGGUUCAGAGUUGGUAUAUGCAGAGUUUUCUUGAACUUUUAGAAUAUGAAAAUAAGAGCCCUGAGGAUCCACAGGUCUUGGAUAACUUUCUACAAGUUCUGAUUAAAGUCAGAAAUAGACACAAUGAUGUGGUUCCUACAAUGGCGCAAGGAGUGAUUGAAUACAAGGAGAAGUUUGGGUUUGAUCCUUUCAUUAGCACUAACAUCCAAUAUUUUCUGGAUCGGUUUUAUACCAACCGCAUCUCGUUCCGCAUGCUUAUUAAUCAGCACACACUUCUGUUUGGGGGUGACACUAAUCCUGUUCAUCCUAAACACAUAGGAAGUAUCGAUCCCACCUGUAAUGUGGCGGAUGUGGUGAAAGAUGCAUAUGAAACAGCCAAGAUGCUGUGUGAACAGUAUUACCUGGUAGCUCCAGAGCUGGAAGUGGAAGAAUUCAAUGCCAAAGCGCCAGACAAACCUAUUCAGGUGGUUUAUGUGCCCUCACAUCUGUUUCAUAUGCUAUUUGAGUUGUUCAAGAACUCAAUGAGAGCAACAGUCGAACUCUAUGAAGACAGAAAAGAGGGCUAUCCCGCUGUUAAAACCCUCGUUACUUUGGGUAAAGAAGACUUAUCCAUUAAGAUCAGUGACCUAGGUGGUGGUGUCCCACUUCGAAAAAUAGAUCGUCUUUUUAACUACAUGUAUUCGACUGCUCCUAGACCCAGCCUGGAGCCUACCAGAGCUGCCCCUUUGGCUGGAUUUGGUUAUGGUUUGCCAAUUUCCCGUCUGUAUGCUAGAUAUUUUCAAGGAGAUCUGAAACUGUAUUCUAUGGAAGGAGUGGGUACUGAUGCUGUCAUUUAUUUGAAGGCUCUUUCAAGUGAGUCAUUUGAGAGACUUCCAGUUUUUAAUAAGUCCGCAUGGCGCCAUUACAAGACCACACCUGAAGCCGACGAUUGGAGCAAUCCCAGCAGUGAACCCAGGGAUGCUUCAAAAUACAAAGCGAAACAGGACAAGAUCAAGACUAAUAGAACUUUCUAGAGGACUGAAUGCUCUGGUCCUCUCUGUGAAGAAAGAUUGCCUUCUGCAAGUCAACCAGAGAGAACUGCUUUCUCCCACCUGCUCUGAGCGUGGCAUCAUAGUUAUUCCUAGUGCUUGAAUGUGUAUUUUCUCUGUACCACCUGGACUUUCCCAAGGAGCUUUUCCUGUAGCUACUCAGAUCUUCCACUAAAGUAGUAACUUAUGACAUCUUGUUGUGGUGUGAUUGAUGCCUGUCACCGAAGAGCACCGAGCCUCCUUACAGCUCUUGUGCCCUCGUACUCUCCAUCUUGUUUCCAUAGCAUCUGAUGUCUUCAGUCCUUCCAGGAUUCCGUGCACCUUUCCCAUUGCAGAUACAGCAGAUCGUACUGUCCUUGUGACCAAAUAUCAUAUUUGUCCCAAACCUCCACCUAGGGCCCCGGGACCCUGGAAGCGGAAGACAUCAGCUGGCCACGCCCUGAUGAUUUAGUCCCAGAGCCCUCCGUCUGUCCCAUGCCUCCCUCCGCCACUCUAUGAUUUAGGCUUUUGCCUUCUUCCAUCUGAUCGGAUUCUCAUUGUGAGGUUGUGGCGACUUUCAUGUUAGAUCUUCUUCACUGAUGCCUUCGUUUUAUUUUAAAAUUCAUUUGUAUAUUUCUGUCGAUUAAAGCAUUCCAAAUGUUAUCUUAGAAUUUUUCCCCCAACUGCUUGGUUUCAAAGAUCUUAAGUGAAAAACUGCCUCCUGGUCAAUUCCACAUUUGCACAGCGUGUGAAGUGGAGUUUUUAUGCUUCUGUCAAACUUCUAUCCAUCUAAUACAGUACCUGUGCAGAUUGUAUUCCUUUGUGGUCUUCUAAGGAAUUGGAAGUUUCUGUGUGAUGCACUUUACUAGCUGUAAAAUAGACUAUUGGAGGGAAAAGGCCUCUCUAGUUUAUUUUUGAAAAAUGCUCCAGGUCUUGAUAAUUUUCAUUUUCAUUCAUCUUAGUUUUAGAAUUGUCAGCUCAGUCUGAUUUUCACAAUCCUUUUUGCUAAAAGUUGGAAGUGGGAAUUAGCAGACGAUUUGGGAUAAGGAAAGAGGAAUGAUGUUAUAUUUACCCUUAGGAAUAGAAGUGACCGAAGAAUCCGGAUUGAUACCAGCAUCCUAUAUACAGCUCCACAGGAUGUGCUUCUCUUCAUGAUAAUUUUCCAUAUAUAUCAUCUGUUUUGACUUCCACCCUGUUUUAAUGUCCGUAUAAAUGUUUCAGUCCAAUUUGUAAGUGUUGAGUCCACUGAUGUAGAAGUUCUGACUUGUAAACCAUUCAUCCUGCUUUAGUCAUAUGAUAGUACCAAUGCAAUUAGCUCCACUCCCACCACCGUGGGGGAUUGCUCCCCGAGACGAGGUGUGCUUUGACCAGCUGCAUGUGGCUUGAUUGCAUUCCUAUUUCUCUUCAUUCCACUGGAUCUUGUUUUCUUUUAUUUCGUUAUAUUACCUGAGCUCAGGGUAGUUCCAUUCAUCUUUAGAAAGAGCUCAUCUCUUCCAUCCUUAGAAGGAUCUCAUCAGAGAACUCAUAUAUAAUCAAUCAGGUAAAAGAAAUACUGAUGUACUUCCGAGAGACUGGUGAGAGGUGGGCCAUAGGAAGCCCAUAGGUCUGAGGACCGAGUCAGUGUCUUGGGAAUGGGACUGUUCCAUAUGAUUAGUUUUGUGUGGCAUAAAAGAUGUUAAAAAAAAAAAAAAAAAAAA
This is a messenger RNA of Piliocolobus tephrosceles (Ugandan red Colobus), 3174 nucleotides long. RefSeq names its product pyruvate dehydrogenase kinase 3 (gene PDK3). Gene Ontology annotation, biological process: protein phosphorylation; regulation of glucose metabolic process. Lineage: Eukaryota; Metazoa; Chordata; Mammalia; Primates; Cercopithecidae. The transcript is spliced from 12 exons. Gene Ontology annotation, molecular function: pyruvate dehydrogenase (acetyl-transferring) kinase activity. Gene Ontology annotation, cellular component: mitochondrion. The record is from RefSeq and is a predicted model, not a curated record. Bases 236 to 1483 code for a protein of 415 amino acids.